AUGGGUUACUUAAUUGAUGAAAGCCAAUCUGCCUUUGUCAAAGGAAGACAAAUCUCUACCAAUAUCCUUCUUGCUAAUGAGAUUGUGAAUAAUUAUAACAGGAAGCAUAUCUCUCCUAGAAUUAUGUUGUGUAUUGAUAUUAAAAAAGCCUUCGAUACUAUUAACUGGGAUUUUCUAAAUGAGAUGCUAAAAGGUCUUGGGUUUCCUGCAAAUUUCAUCAACUGGAUUAUGGUUUGUAUCUCAUCUCCUAAGUUCUCUUUAUCAUUAAAUGAUACCCUUCAUGGUUAUUUCAAAGGUAAAAGGGGUCUAAGGCAAGGUGAUCCUAUCUCUCCAUACCUAUUUAUUUUGGGUAUGGAAUUUCUCUCAAGAAGACUAGAUUUUCUUAAGGAGAACAGAUCCUUUAAGUAUCACCCUGGAUAUGGCCAGUUUCAAUCCAGUUUGAAGAACAGAUUACUUUCUUAUGCAGGCAGAUUACAGAUUAUUAGAAGUAUUAUUCUUGGCAUUCAAACCUAUUGGUUAUCAAAUUACGUCCUUCCUGUUAAAGUCCUAAAGAAAAUAGAUGAAAUGUGCAGAUACUUCCUAUGGAGCAAAACUGAACACACUCAUAAGUUUUCUCUUAUAUCCUGGGAUAAGGUUUGUUUAGGCAGGAAGCAAGGUGGACUUGGCAUCUAUUCAGCCUUUUUAUGGAAUCUUGCUGCAACUUUAAGAACUCUUUGUGAUAUCUGGCACAUUCAAGCAAAAAGCAGAGAUUCUUGGAUGUGGAAAAGUAUCUUGAAAAUCAGAGAUAAGGCUCUGAGAACUUAUGGUGGUGCUGACAAUCUGAAGCACCUUAUUCAAAAUUGUGUCAGGAACUCAAAAAUUCAUCUCUCAGUGUUGUAUUCUGCUCUUUCUCCUACAGCUUCAGAUGUCCCGUAG
Messenger RNA from Asparagus officinalis (garden asparagus), 915 nucleotides. RefSeq lists its product as uncharacterized. Bases 1 to 915 code for a protein of 304 amino acids. The record is from RefSeq and is a predicted model, not a curated record. Lineage: Eukaryota; Viridiplantae; Streptophyta; Magnoliopsida; Asparagales; Asparagaceae. The transcript has 3 exons.